Molecule: messenger RNA, 1086 nt
Organism: Baudoinia panamericana UAMH 10762
Lineage: Eukaryota; Fungi; Ascomycota; Dothideomycetes; Mycosphaerellales; Teratosphaeriaceae
Exons: 1
Biological process (GO): double-strand break repair via homologous recombination; protein sumoylation
Cellular component (GO): Smc5-Smc6 complex; nucleus
Molecular function (GO): SUMO ligase activity; zinc ion binding
Source: RefSeq, a predicted model, not a curated record
ACACAAAGUCGCACCAGUUCGAACAAUCAGCUGCCAUCCUACGAGCUGCCCACUUUCUCCCUAAACCCUGCCGCACAACGUGCUCUUGCUGACUUGGCCGCGCGCAACCAACACCUGACCAAGCUUGACAAGCACAUUGACGAGGCGCAGUCGGCAAUCGGUAACUGCGCGGCAGAGAUCAAUGACCGGCUACGCGCGAAGCGUGACCAACGGCCGAGGAAGCGUCGACGCGAUGCUGCCGAAGCCAGCACGCCGGAGAGCGGCCAGGGCAGCGACGACGAGCAUCUGCGCAGCCUGGCUGAGCUGGAGGAUAAGGUGGUUCGGAUGACGCAGCGGAUGGAGGAGAGCAUGCGCAAGAUGAUCGACGGCAAGUACGGCGUGGAGCAGAUCAAAGACAGCCUGAAUGAAGCAAUGAGUGAGGCCAGAGCCAAUGCAAAUACGCAGGCUAGCACGCAGCAGCUGCCUUCACAACGCCGAUCGCGAAGGAUUGCGGGCUCGGACGACGAAGGAGACAACCACGAAGAUGAAGAGUACCCAGAGAUCACGCCUACUGAUCCAACGAGCGGCACCCAGCGGCCAAGCGCUCCCAGUGAGAGUUUCAGAAACAAACUAGAAGAUGCGAAGACGCGUUAUCAGAGUCACAGCCUGUACAACCGCUACGCGGAGAACAACGACUACGUCGAUUUCAAGCGGUUAGUGCACGACGCGCAACAAGGAGGUGACGACAAAGUUCCCGUCCCCGAAAAGCGCACCUGGUUUCAGGAGUUUGAAGCUCCACCGCCAGGCGUUACGACACAUGCACAAGACGAAGAAGAAGACGACGAUGAUAUUGCAAUCUCACGCGCUACGAUCAGCACCAAAUGUCCGCUGACACUGCAAGAGUUCCGCGAUCCUCUGACUUCCAGAAAGUGCAACCACAGCUUCGAGGCCAGCGCGAUCACAGAACUCUUACGCGGCAAGCAAAGCGUGCAAUGCCCAUGUGGCGGGUGUCAGCAAAUGCUGGCCAGGGACGAUUUGCACCGUGAUAAGGUGCUCACCCGCAAGAUCAAGCGCUUACAGCACGCUAAACAGCUUGAGGAGGAGGAU